This is a messenger RNA of Protomyces lactucae-debilis, 630 nucleotides long. Its product is annotated as 50S ribosomal protein L17. The transcript has a single exon. The record is from RefSeq and is a predicted model, not a curated record. Lineage: Eukaryota; Fungi; Ascomycota; Taphrinomycetes; Taphrinales; Protomycetaceae. Gene Ontology annotation, molecular function: structural constituent of ribosome. Gene Ontology annotation, biological process: translation. The coding region runs from base 1 to 630 and encodes 209 amino acids. Gene Ontology annotation, cellular component: ribosome; mitochondrial large ribosomal subunit.
AUGCCCAUCAAGAGAAACUACAGAGGGCUAGGCCGAACCUCCUCACACCGCCAAGCACUUCUUCGCAACCUCCUCACCUCCCUCGUCCAACAUGAAUCCAUCGAGACUACCUGGCAUAAAGCCAAGGAAACACAAAAGCUAGCCGAUCGACUCAUCACGUAUGGUAAGAAAGGCGAUACACCCGCACAACGAUCCCUCGCGCAGUCAUUUCUGACAAUCCCAACCCUUCUACCAAAAUUAUUUGGACCACUUGCAGAGCGAUUCAAAGAGAGACCCGGUGGUUAUACACGCGUUUUGCGGAUUCCAGACAGACAAGGCGAUAAAGCUGCCUUGGCGGUCCUUGAAUUCGUGGAUGGUCCAAAGGAUGUACGCUUCAGCUUGACGGCAAAGACUAUUGCGCGGAAUCGUGUGCUCGAUCAACCGCUCUCAGAACUGACACUACGGAAUCUUGGGAAAGUGACACGAUUCAGGAAAGAGGGUGAAGCGGCAUUGGAGGAGGCUGUAUUGGCAGAGAGUCAGGUGCUGAGUAAGGCAAUGAAUAAGCGCAAGACGGAAGAGACGUUGUUGCCGUCUGAGGAGACGGCGAGGUUCGCUUCACCAGCACAGGCGAGUGCGCGUGCAGCGCGGUAG